AAUUACUGCACAACGAAAUCCAGCCCUACUAGCUCCACCUGCUCCAGCUAGCCUAACGAACUAACACCGACAACGACCGUACUGGUUACGCUGGUUACCACGGAUCACCAUGAAUCAAUGCAGGUUACCGUUCAAACCUGUAUCAAUUUAGAUUCUUUAAGGGUUCCGAUCUCCGACGAUAGUCCAUAACACUCAGAAUUACUGGGCUCUCAAAUGUUCAAUUUAUUUACGUUCCGUACAGUCUUGUUUUAUCAUACACAAAUAAGUACGAAACUCAUAGCUCUUAAAUUAAUUAUAGAUAUGUUGCUGUGGCCUAUUCCUCAUUAAAUAAAAAAAAAAUUACACUAAAUGAUGACAGAAUUAGUGAGUUUUGGGGCUUUUUCCAUCGUCCGAUAUUCUAAUCUAGAAAAUAGAAAACUACGUUUCGAAAACCGGAUCUGCUUCCAUCCUCAGGCGAGAGUUCAGAGACCUAAUCUGUUGAGUUCCUUAGAAAGAACUAACCUCAGUCACUGGACAGAGUGCAAAAAUCCAGUAAUUCUAAGUGUUAUGGACCAUCGUCGGAGGUCGGAACUCAUAAUUUUUUUUAAAUUGAUACAGGUUUGAACGGUAACCAUUGAUUCAUGGCGAUCCGUGGUAACAUGUACGGUCGUCACGGACGUUGACUGUGAUAUACGAACACAACUGUUUGGACCAGUUUGGACCAUUUGGACCGGUUUGGACUUGGACAGAGGGAUAGAGUGGGAUAGAGUAUGGCGGCGGAUGAGAGAAAUUUUCGUGCUUCUUAUUACGAAAAAGUUGGCUGCAGAAGCGUUGAGGAGAAGAAAUCACUGGAAAUUCUUCUCAAAGAUAAUAAGACUCUAGAUAAAGUGAAAUUACAACAAUUCUGUUUGAGAUUUACGGUACCUGGAAUAUAUAGAAACUUAGUGUGGAAGGUCCUUUUUGAUGUUCUGCCAAUUCAUGUGGAUAGUCAUAAAUUUGUUAUGGAGCAGAGAGAACAAGAAUACAGUGAUCUGGUGCAUUCGCUACAUUUCAUGAGAAUGGCUAAUGAUCAAACACCUAAGCCACACUUAUUCCUUUUAAUGUGGUUGCUGGAAACUGGGAAACUAAAGUACAGUUGGAACACCCAGAUAAAUAACACUUUAUACCAGAGUCUUCGUUCCAUUUCACAGUCCCUUUUAAAUGUAUUUGACAACAGUGUUGAUAUAUAUUGGAUCUCAAAGGGAUUUUUCCAGUUUGUUGAUAAGUUCUACAAUGAUGUGCCUAAAUUAACAGAAUACACCUGGAACCUACUAGAGAAGGAGGAUCAAAUACUUUUUAAUCAUCUUCUUGAUAUUGGAGCCUGGAACGUAAUCCCAUUGCAGAGCUGGCUGUGUUCGUGCUUUGCAGGAGUGAUAAGUGAAUCUUCACUUGGGAAGGUAUGGGAUAAAUUGGCAGGUGGCUCAUGUAAAAUUUUGGUGUUUGUUGCUGUUGUUAUUUUGAGAACUUUAAGGCGAAAUUUACUGUCGUGUAAAAUGUCAGAUAAUGUUCUGAACUGCUUGAACAAUAUACCAGAAGAAACAGCAGAAAUUAUUGUGAAUAAGGCUAUAGAAAUGUGGCAACAGUAUGGAAGUUUGUUAACUCCAGGAGCAGGCCCAGACAAUUUGAAGGCACAUUUACCAGUUAGUCGCAAUAAACCUGCACAGGGAACUGCGUAAAGCAGAGGUUUUUUUAUACACUAUCCGAAGUUUUUUUUCUCUUUCAUAAUGCAGGGAAUGUGUGUUUUUUUUUUUUUAGAAUAUGUUUCUUGUGCCAUCAGAUUUGGUGGCAGCAACAUGUUUCUCCUGGAAAGUUAUUUUGCAAUUUGAAUUAAUAUUAUCAGUGGUAUAGAAGAAGAUAUGCUUCUUGUACAUACUUGUAUGAUACUGCAUAAAUUUCUAUACAUGGCUGAAUAAGUACUUGUCUGACAAGAAUGCAUUGUGUUCUUUUCAUUUAUAGGAGGAAACAAGAUUAUUUGGCCAAAGUGGUAAUGCUUAUCACUGGUAUUUGGGAGAUGCCAAAGCCAAAUCUUAGCCUGGAUACAAUAUUAUAUUUAAGCAUCCUGUUACACUCACACAAUAUAUAUGAGACAAACUCCGUCUUAAGUGCAA
Cryptotermes secundus is the source of this 2126-nucleotide messenger RNA. RefSeq names its product TBC1 domain family member 7 (gene TBC1d7). The record is from RefSeq and is a predicted model, not a curated record. Gene Ontology annotation, molecular function: GTPase activator activity. The transcript has a single exon. Gene Ontology annotation, biological process: activation of GTPase activity; negative regulation of TOR signaling. The coding region runs from base 750 to 1694 and encodes 314 amino acids. Lineage: Eukaryota; Metazoa; Arthropoda; Insecta; Blattodea; Kalotermitidae.